GGAAUCCUCGGCCCAACACCUUCAGUAUUCCUCCCCCCCACCCCGGAUGGAAGGAUAGCAAUUAAUUCCCAGUUCCCACCUCCCUAUCAUCCCAUCCCGUCCCAUCUCUCUCUCUCUCUCGCCUCUGCCUCCUCGCCGGUUCUUUUCACCGUAGAUAAUAGAUAGGCCGUCGGGGACAGGGGAUAUCGUUCCUUCCACCGUACCCACGAAGCUGAAAAGAUAGAGCAUCCGCUCGAACGCUCUUCUCGGCAUCACCGCCGUCAUCAGUAUGGAGAGCGCCGACUCGUCGGGCGGCUCGCAGCAGCAGCAGCAGCCGCAGCUCCCGCCGGGCUUCCGGUUCCACCCCACCGACGAGGAGCUGGUGGUCCACUACCUCAAGAAGAAAGCCGCCUCCGCCCCCCUCCCCGUCACCAUCAUCGCCGAGGUCGACCUGUACAAGUUCGACCCUUGGGAACUCCCAGGCAAGGCCAGCUUUGGAGAACAGGAAUGGUACUUCUUCAGCCCCAGGGACCGCAAGUACCCCAACGGAGCGCGUCCUAACCGAGCUGCGACGUCUGGGUACUGGAAGGCGACGGGGACGGACAAGCCCAUCCUGACCUCCGGGGGGACCCAAAAGGUCGGGGUGAAGAAAGCCCUCGUCUUCUACGGCGGCAAGCCCCCCAAAGGGAUCAAGACCAACUGGAUCAUGCAUGAAUACCGGCUGACCGACACCAGCCCCAGUAGCAACUCCAGGCCGCCCUGUGGCGACGUCGGCAGCAAGAAGGGCUCUCUCCGGUUAGAUGAUUGGGUCUUAUGCCGGAUCUACAAGAAGAACAGCUCCAGCAGCAGCAGCAACAGCAGCAGCAGCAAUAACGACCGUGACAAGGAAGAUUCCAUGGAUGGGAUGCUGGCCAGGCUGUCGGACCGUGACAUGGAAGAUUCCAUGGAUGGCAUGCUGGCUCCACCGGCAGUGACACAGCAUCGAGCCAUCGGUUCGCAGCCCAACCCAAGGCCUCAACCUCAGAGAGCUCCCAACAUCUACACCGCACUGCUCGACAACGACGAUACCUUCUUUCAGGGGCUGCUCACCUCCGAGGAUGGACCGGCUACCAGUUCCAUGACCCAGUUAGCUGGAGCCCCAAGAACCAAGCUGGACCUCUCCACCGUUCAGACCAACAACGGCACCCUCGCCCCGAAACGUGCUCUCACUUCCCCAUACUGGAGCGACGGAGGGAUGGUCGCACCACCGCCACCCAAGAGAUUCCAAGGCUGCAACAACGGCAGCAGCAGCACCAGCUGCGCCCCCACCAACAACAACACCAGCAGCGGCAGCAACAACGGCGCCACCACCAACGACAAUAAGAACAGCAACAGCAACGUCCAUGGCGGCCACACGAUCACGGCUCUCCUCAAUCCGAUCCCCCAGGGCACGGCUUACCAACACCAAGCGAUCCUAAGUUCGCUUGGGGACGGCAGUGCCAUCUUCCGGCAGCCAUAUCAGCUCUCCGGCAUGAACUGGAAUUCCUAAUAGGAAAAUAUCCGGUGGUGUGUAUUGAUUCCUCCUUAAACCAUUAUUAAGUCCAUAAGAGAUGCAUGCACACAAAAGGGUUGAUAGAGGAAUAGCUGCUGAUGCUAGAACCCCAUAUCUGGAUAGGCCAAGUGCCAACUCUAGGGUCCACGAGGGCUCACUGGCUUAGUGAUUGCCGUUGGAUUGUGCAACCACAGAUUCGGGUGCGAUCUUUUGAGAGCCACUUGGUUGUUUAUGAACACAAAGGUAGCAUAUAGUCUCGAUUUUACAUUAAAAAUCAUGCCGGGUUUUGUGAGUGGAGCUGUUUCAGUGAGUUUCAGGUGAGAUUUGCUCUUAGCAUAUAUUGUAGAUUGUAUACUUCAUAUUAUAUAAACCUUACAUUUAUAUAAAUUUGCAUACAUAUAUGCAUCACUGUAUAUUGGCGCUA
Messenger RNA from Phoenix dactylifera (date palm), 1934 nucleotides. RefSeq names its product NAC transcription factor NAM-2-like. NCBI's taxonomy places the organism in Eukaryota, Viridiplantae, Streptophyta, Magnoliopsida, Arecales, Arecaceae. The record is from RefSeq and is a predicted model, not a curated record. Gene Ontology annotation, biological process: system development; regulation of DNA-templated transcription. Gene Ontology annotation, molecular function: DNA binding.